CUUAACCUGAGAGCGUUCUGAGCUCCUCUCCGCCUCCUUAGAGUGGCCGCAAGGUCUUUUAGCUUUUCUCCUUUCUCGAGUCGUCCGCCUCGCCCUACCCCGCCAUGAAUGAGGAGUACGACGUGAUCGUGCUGGGCACCGGCCUGACGUGGAAUGGUGCUGUUGCUGCCAGCAUGUUGUAAGAGCCAGUUAGUUCCACUGGUUUUCUAUGGUUGCUGCUGGUCUUUCAGAUUUGUCCACGAUUAAGGAAUGUAUCUUGUCGGGUAUCAUGUCAGUGAAUGGAAAGAAAGUUCUUCACAUGGAUCAAAACCCAUACUAUGGAGGAGAAAGUGCAUCUAUAACACCUCUGGAAGAUUUAUACAAAAGAUUUAAAAUACCAGGAUCACCACCAUCAUCAAUGGGGAGAGGAAGAGACUGGAAUGUUGACUUAAUUCCCAAGUUCCUUAUGGCUAAUGGUCAGCUGGUUAAGAUGCUGCUUUAUACAGAAGUCACUCGUUAUCUGGAUUUCAAAGUGACAGAAGGAAGCUUUGUCUAUAAAGGAGGAAAAAUCUACAAGGUUCCUUCCACUGAAGCAGAAGCCCUUGCAUCUAGCUUAAUGGGACUAUUUGAAAAACGUCGCUUCAGAAAAUUCCUGGUGUAUGUUGCCAACUUUGAUGAAAACGAUGCUAGAACUUUUGAAGGUGUUGAUCCCAAGAAGACUGCAAUGCGAGAUGUGUAUAAGAAAUUUGAUUUGGGCCAAGAUGUUAUCGAUUUUACAGGUCAUGCUCUUGCACUCUAUAGAACUGAUGACUACUUAGAUCAACCAUGUUGUGAAACCAUUAAUAGAAUUAAACUUUACAGUGAGUCUCUGGCGCGAUAUGGCAAAAGCCCAUACCUUUAUCCACUCUAUGGCCUUGGGGAACUCCCACAAGGAUUUGCAAGGCUAAGUGCUAUUUAUGGUGGUACCUACAUGCUGAAUAAACCUAUCGAAGAAAUCAUUGUGCAGAAUGGGAAGGUGGUUGGUGUAAAAUCUGAAGGAGAGAUUGCUCGCUGUAAGCAGCUCAUCUGUGACCCCAGCUAUGUAAAAGAUCGGGUGGAGAAAGUGGGCCAGGUGAUAAGAGUUAUCUGCAUUCUUAGUCAUCCCAUCAAGAAUACCAACGAUGCCAACUCCUGCCAGAUCAUUAUUCCACAAAACCAAGUCAAUCGAAAGUCAGAUAUCUAUGUCUGCAUGAUUUCCUCUGCACACAAUGUGGCAGCACAAGGGAAGUACAUUGCCAUAGUCAGUACAACUAUGGAAACCAAGGAACCUGAGAAAGAAAUCAGACCAGCUUUGGAACUGUUGGAACCAAUUGAACAGAAAUUUGUUAGCAUCAGUGACCUCCUUGUGCCAAAAGAUUUGGGAAAAGAAAGCCAGAUCUUUAUUUCCCGCACAUAUGAUGCUACGACUCACUUUGAGACAACUUGUGAUGACAUUAAAGACAUCUAUAAGAGGAUGACAGGAUCAGAGUUUGACUUUGAGGAAAUGAAGCGCAAGAAAAAUGACAUCUAUGGGGAAGACUAACAACAGUACAUGUUACUAAAUUGGGACAAAUUUAAAAUUUGGCAAAUAAUGCAUAUUGUAUGAAAUCAGUAUUGUAAAGCCUGCUUUUGUAAUUAAAAUGGAGGGAUUGAAGAGCACUAUACCAGUAAAUAUUCCUCCCCCUUCAUCUUUCUAGUAUCAUGUAUUAACUUCUGUUCUUGGAGUGGCUAUUCAGAAUUGGCAGGUUACCACGUUCUGUUCCAAUUUAACCAAACCACCCCACAUCCUGUGAAAGAUCAGUUUUAAACAAACAUUGUGAUACUGAUACAGAGAACUUGAUACAGUAUUUUUAUCUUUUAAUCAGCAUAGUCUUGGCAGUUGUGCCUCUGCUGCUCAAGAACUGUAUCUGUAUGUCUGUGCCAUCUGUCCUUAUGACACUGAGAUCCUACACUGAAUAUUCCAUAAUUUGAAACAGCACCCCCAAGUUCUCCCUCUAAUUUUGUUUUGUGUUUUAUCACAUAUUAUGGCAGGUCCCAAAUAGUAUAGCCACAGAUUUGGUUUAUGUGGGCAUAAAUUAUAACCAAACUCCAGAGAUAGGGAGUCAUUUGGAGGAAGCCACUUUGUGGUGUUUUAACUAAUGAAAUUGGUGAGACCAAGGGGAAAGGAAUCGGUCAUAAAGCAGGUAAAAUGUAGAAGUAUCUUUUAUAUCACAGGUGUGGCUUCUUCAAUGGACCAAGCUGCAAUGCAGUAUUGAUUUGACAGAGCCUCUACUUUAGUCUGUCUGAAAUGGCUCCAAAUGAUUUCUGUACUGCAAAAUAAAGCCAAAUUCUGGAUACCA
This is a messenger RNA of Oryctolagus cuniculus (rabbit), 2336 nucleotides long. It is a transcript of the gene GDI2, whose product is annotated as GDP dissociation inhibitor 2. Gene Ontology annotation, biological process: protein transport; small GTPase-mediated signal transduction; vesicle-mediated transport. Gene Ontology annotation, cellular component: cytoplasm. Gene Ontology annotation, molecular function: Rab GDP-dissociation inhibitor activity. NCBI's taxonomy places the organism in Eukaryota, Metazoa, Chordata, Mammalia, Lagomorpha, Leporidae. The record is from RefSeq and is a predicted model, not a curated record.